AAAUUAAAAAAAAAAUUCAGCUAAGGGGAGCACAUCCUUUCAUUUCUUUGUUUAUGGCCAAUGCUCUUCUCCGAUAACGCUAUUCAUCACGUCCCUUGAGCGGGUUUCCUAUAGCCUGUGCCCCAGUCCACAAAUGCUAGUUUCCUAUCUUCCUCUAUGGGUCCCUACUCUGCAAUAUUGUUUUGCCUCGUAUUGAACGAAUAAGUGAUUCUGUCCUUGCGAUUAUGUGAUCCUCUUCCCUGCCACAAGUGAUUUGACAUAAAUUAUUUUUGCGGCAUUUCGCAUAUUAAUUUUUGUUGCCCGCGCAGUUUUAAACAAUCAUUUUUGUGACCCUACGUCAUUUUUAUUGUUCUCCUUGCGGCAUCGAUGAGAUGUAUGAGAGAUUAUUUAUAUAUAUGAAAUAUUCGGGGAGGGCUCAGCGUAUGGUUAUUUGGAACCUCGAAUUGCCGCACAAGUGCCGCAAAUGAUACCAGUGUGAUACUUGUGAUACGAAGGUGAUGGGUGAUCUCAAACACGAUCAGGAACCUCAUUUCACUUCUGUUCCACUGAACAGCGUUUUGUUCCCGCGGAUUCUUUACUAAAUCUCAGUUAUCAUGGAUCUCCUUGCAAAAGUUGAAAAUUUUAUUGGAGCUGAGGAUUUGGAAAGCUUGAGAACCCUGUCAUUAUCCGAACUUAGGAAACUUGGGAAGCUCGCUCCUUUGUCUGUUGAUAAAGUAUCGGAGCUAGGCCUGAAGUAUGACAACUCAGCCCGUGAUUUCCUACCCUGUGUGAGAAAAAAGUUGCAUGUUGAGCUGGGAAGGAAUAUUUUUCUUGCAAGGGUCAGUGGUGAUGGUAAUUGUUUGUACAAUGCAGCAUCUGUGGCAAUUACUGGCCAAGAAGAAUUGUCUCCUACACUCAGGGCACUUACCUCAGCAGAGCUUUAUCUUAAUGCUACCUACUAUGCAUCCCAUCCCCACUUUGUAUCUCUGCUGGCAACAGACAAGACCCCUGGUCUUAUUGGCAGGUUUUUCCAAUUGUCACAUUCUUUUGAAGUGAGUGAUUUAGCAACAUCAAAUCACUUUGAGUUCACGCAGUCUGCAAAGGUUGAAGCACUUAAAAAUUGUCAGGUUAAGAGAUGGAGCCCUUUUAUAUGCUUAUUAGCUUUAGCUAGUGUCAUUGGGAUACCCAUACACUCAUUGUAUCCUGAAACCGGUGGCAUGAUAGCUGGAAAAUAUGCAGCAAAGUUGUUUAAUGCAAUUAUUCAUCCACGUGAACGGCUUGAUGAUAGCAAUUCCCAUAUCCACUUGUUAUGGUCAUGUUUUGAGGAUUUUAAGAGGCACAUAAAUCCAAAUUUUAAACCAAAUCAUUUUGUUCCAGUUUUUGUUGGUGACAACUUUUCUCUAGAUUCUAGUAAUGCCAAAUCUAGACCUUCUCAAACUCUUAAUGUUGCAGCUUCAGGAGUGAAAUAUGGCAAAUCCAAAUCUUCUGUCGCUGCCUCUUUUUCUUCACUGAAACAAAGCAAGAUCUGUUUCCAUUCUUCAACUGAAUCGUCUGAUAAUGAUUUUAUGCCUCAAGUAACUAGCUCUCCUCCUGUUGCUGUACUUAAAACAGACAGUGCCUUGGAAACUGCUGUUACAAAUUCGUAUGAUAUUGGUUCUUUUUAUGGUCAAGUUGAAUCUUUCACAGAAGCUAAGAAGUAUGACCUUUGUAAAAAUGUAUGGGGACCAGAUGCAAAUUUUGUUUUUCCUUCCCAUUCUAUAUAUGGAAGUAAACGGAAAUUUUCUUUUUCUUGGCUUAAUGAUUAUCCAUGGCUCCGAUAUUCGAAAGCUCUUGAUGGUGCAUUUUGCCUGCCUUGUGUCAUUUUUGGACGAAGAAUUGGUGUAAAUUCAUCCAAAGUAGACAAACUGGUGAAAAGUCCUUUCACAGAUUGGUCCUGUGCAGUUACUAGAUUUAAAUCACAUUGCAAAUCUGAUAUCCACAAAACAUCUUUGUUAACAAUGCAGACCUUUCUUAAUGUAAAGCAAGAAUCAAGUCCAUUGACCAAAUCAGCAAUCAAGCUGUAGAUGCUCUUGUCACUAAGAAUAGAUUGAAGCUUGCCCCGAUUGUAAAGUUAGUUAUCUUUUCUGCAAGACGAAAUUUUCCACUGCGAGGACACAGGGAUGACUCAAGCUAUUACAACAAGGAAGAUACAGGGAAUUUUCAAGCACUUCUUGAUUUAAGAGUUGACAGUGGUGAUCUGGUUCUUAAAGAACAUUUUGAUACUGCUCCUAAAAAUGCCACAUAUAGAUCUAAAACUAUUCAAAACGAUAUAAUUUCUUGUUCUGCCAACAUCCUCAACAGUAAAAUAAUAUCUGAAGUAAGGCAUUCAAAAUAUUUUAGCAUCUUGGCUGAUGAAGUUUCUGACUGUUCUAAUAAAGAACAGAUGCCUCUUGUGAUCAGGUAUGUAGACAGGGAUAACAACAUCCAAGAAAGGUUUCUUAAAUUUAUACAUUGUGACCAAGGUGUUACUGGGAAAGCUCUCACAGACAAGAUACUUGAUUGUUUGGUCAACGAUUUUAAUCUUGAUAUUCAAAACUGCCGUGGUCAAUGUUAUGAUGGGGCUGGGAACAUGGCUGGCAAGUAUUCUGGAGUUUCUUCUCGAAUCCUUCAGUUGAAUCCUUUGGCUCUUUAUACACAUUGUGCAUCUCAUAGGUUAAACUUAUGUGUUGCUUCUGCUUUUGAGGACCAGAAUGUAAGCAAUAUGAUGGACAGAGUGAAACAAAUAUCAAAUUUUUUCAAUUAUUCUCCUAAACGACAGCUGCUCUUAGAAGAAAAUAUUAAGAAGCUGAAUCCAAAUUGCAAAUACACAAAGCUCUUGGAUAUUUGUCGUACCAGGUGGGUUAUGCGAAUUGAUGGUCUGGCUAGAUUUCUCGAAAUGUAUGAAGCUAUAGUUGAAACAAUGCUAACCAUCAGCCAAAACAGAGAUAGGUCUUGGAAUUCAUGUGCAGCUGAUGCAUCUUCUUUUUGGUCCUUGCUCGUAAAUUUCAACUUUUUAAUGACCCUCGCUGUUGUAAGAAACUGCCUUGGUUAUACCCAUGCAGCUACUGUGCAACUUCAAGGUGUGGAGGUCGAUAUCUUGAAAGGGCUUCAAAUGGUAAAGACAACAAUUACAUCUUUGCAAAAAGUCAGAAGUGAAAUUGAAACGUAUCACGGACAGUGGUUUGAAGAUGCUUGUGAAAUUGCAGAGAAAGUUGAGGCACCGGUCAUUGCCUAUAGGGUCUGCAGUACACAAAGAUUUAGAAAUAAUGCCCCAUCUUCUGAUGUAUCCAGUCACUAUAAGGUCAACAUUUCUAUUCCUUUCUUGGAUCAUUUACUACAGCAGUUUCUGACAAGAUUUUCAACUGAAAACUGUAUCGCCUUAAACGGUCUUUCCAUACUACCAGCAAUCUUUAGGUCAACUUCCAAAGAAAGCUCUGUUAUUGGCCGCAAACGAUCCCUUCAAGAUGCUGACUAUCAAACUGCUGAGGAAAAUUUACCGCAACUAAAAAGAAUCAAGGUAGCAUCUUCUAAUUUUAAAGACAGUAAGGAGAAGAAAAAAGUAAAAAUACAGCGCGUUGACAAGAAGUGGAAAAUUGAUUUUGAAAAGUUUUGCAACCAGUAUGCAGAUGAUCUCCCAGAUGCCUCAAAUCUUUCUUAUGAAGUGGAUAACUGGGAGUCUUUUUGGAGCCAUGUACCAGAUAACAUGCUGCCUGAAACGAUUGCAGACACGAUAAAGGAAACAAACCCAAUUUCUUUUCCCAAUAUUUCUACGGCACUGCGAAUCUUAGCUGUUCUUCCUGUGACAAGCUGUAGCUGCGAAAGAUCUGCAUCAGCUAUUCGGCUUCUUAAAACCUACACAAGAAGCACAAUGUCCCAAGACCGCUUAAAUGGACUCGCCAGCCUAUAUACACACAAAGAUAUCAAAAUAAAUAUUCAAGAAGUAAUUGAAACAUUUGCUCGCAAGUGCAAGAGAAGACUUUCCCUCAUCAACCUAUUAAAAUCUGACAAUGAUCUUGACAGCAAUGAUGAAUCAAUAUAUUCUGAAGUUUAUUGAUUUAAUAUCAUAUGUUACAGCUAAUGCUUUUUGUUGAAGAACUACACUGUGCGAAUUGUUUUAUAUGAACUUGCGUCUUGCCAUCUCCAGCCUUGUCUUGCAUUGAAGAACUGCAUCCAGAUUUAAUAAAUGUUUUAUAUGAACUUGCGUCUUGCCACCUCCAGCCUUGUCUUGCAUUGAAGAACUGCAUCCAGAUUUAAUAAAUGUUUUAUAUGAACUUGCGUCUUGCCACCUCCAGCCUUGUCUUGCAUUGAAAAAGUGCAUCCAGAUUUAAUAAUUGUUUUAUAUGAACUUGCGUCUUGCCAUCUCCAGCCUUGUCUUGCAUUGAAGAAGUGCAUCCAGAUUUAAUAAUUGUUUUAUAUGAACUUGCGUCUUGCCACCUCCAGCCUUGUCUUGCAUUGAAGAACUGCAUCCAGAUUUAAUAAUUGUUUUAUAUGAACUUGCGUCUUGCCAUCUACAGCCUUGUCUUGCAUUGAAGAACUGCAUCCAGAUUUAAUAAAUGUUUUAUAUGAACUUCCGUCUUGCCACCUCCAGCCUUGUCUUGCAUUGAAGAACUGCAUCCAGAUUUAAUAAAUGUUUUAUAUGAACUUCCGUCUUGCCAUCUCCAGCCUUGUCUUGCAUUGAAGAACUGCAUCCAGAUUUAAUAAUUGUUUUAUAUGAACUUGCGUCUUGCCACCUCCAGCCUUGUCUUGCAUUGAAGAAGUGCAUCCAGAUUUAA
Messenger RNA from Rhopilema esculentum, 4769 nucleotides. The record is from RefSeq and is a predicted model, not a curated record. NCBI's taxonomy places the organism in Eukaryota, Metazoa, Cnidaria, Scyphozoa, Rhizostomeae, Rhizostomatidae.